AUGUGUACAUUAGAACUCAUUUGUGUGCACGUUAUCGGAAAUGUUUUGUAUAACUGAUUACUGCAAGUUAUAUCACCGCAGACCACACCAAACAUAUGCAAUGCAUACAAACUGUUUGUAACUGUAAAUAAUAAGAUUUACUCCUAGGUUUACAAACAAAUUUCAAAUUAAUUUAUCAGGAACUAAAAAGAAUUAAUUCUUGAAAUAUAAAUAUAAUAAAAUUGCAUUCUCAAGUGAAAAUCGCGCAGUGGUUGUGUUGUGUUGAUGGGGAAAGUCGCGAGCAAACAUUAUGGUUACUGUGGAUAAUUUGGUCGCUAAAUUGUGUCUUUUAGUUUUGGAGAGGAAUGAAGAAGCCCAAGUAAAAGAAUGGCGUCUUCUUGGGCAAGAACAAGAUGGAAAUUUAUUGUUCACGUGGGUAGAGACAUCGCUGGCAACCAACAAUACACCAAAAAGCAAAAUAGGAAUUUAUUCCUAUGCGGAAAAUACUUUAAAAACGCUUUAUAUUUUCAAUGAUCAAUUGAAUGUUAUCCAGUCAUCGGUAAAUGAAAAUCGCUCAUUACUGGGAUAUAUAAUCAAGGAAGAAUUCAAUCAUUCUUUCGUUUACAAACCGUAUGUAAUAAAACUAGAAAGUUAUGAGGUUUGUGCGUUGAAUAUCGAGCGUUCCAAGCAGAUUAUGAUACAAUUUUUAUACAAGAAACAGUCUGUGUUAAAUGAGAAACAAAAGGAAACCUUUUUGCUUCUUAUUCAUGAAGAAUGUGUUUUGCAAUAUCAGAUCUCUCAAUCAUCCGACACAUUUGCAGUGGAAAACUUCGUAGUUGAUUCUCUAGUGAGAGUUUUUAUUUGGGCACAAUGGGAUCCAGUCUAUCAAAUUUUAUAUUAUAUUCAUUACAAAAAGCCCAUGAAGUGUUUAGUAGAAGGCGAGGAAAGCGAACAUACUUUUAAAGUAUCGCCAACUUUGAGUGGAUUACAAUUUCACGAUGAUUUGCCACACGAAACAGUCUUAAAUAUUCCAUUGAAUUUACCACAUUUAUCAACAAAUCCGUGUAAUAUUUACGAGGAUGACACGGUUCCACUAAGAAUUCACAAUUGUUCACUUGAUUUAAUGGUUCUUACUGAUUCGGAAGGAAUUGCGUGUAUUUGUCAUCAUUAUUUAUAUCAGCCUGUACAGGAAACUACAAAUUUAGAUGAUGACGAUGCAACACCAGUACAUUUCGCAUACUCUGUGACUGUCCUACAUCAAAGUUGUGUCCUCCAUUGUGUGAUACCUGGCAUUAAAUGGAAAGAGGCGAAAACAAUUCGACCCCUUUUCAAACUUUACGACGAUCAUAUUAUGGUAUACAUCCCUGGAAUUUGUACUCAACUCUUAGACAUAUCCAUGAUCCAUGAACCAUCUAAUCACAUCACAACGGACAUUGUUUUACCUUACACAGAGACGUCGCAGAUAUGCCUUACACCUCUCAUUAAAUUUGGUACAUAUUCAGUUUUAAACUUGACGACACUAGAAAUAAUUGAUUUGCAUGUACCAAAUACUCAAUUGAUCGAAACAUUUAAAAGUCAAACUACAUUAGAAAAUAAAUUAGCAAUCAUCCAUUAUUUUCUCGUCCAUCAAGGCGACAUGGACAUUGCUAUAGAACUAAUCUCAUCACAAAUUGAAGCUCAAACAACACUAGGCUUCCCGCAGAUGUUAAAAGAAUUCCUGCUGGGAAGUUCAUAUGCGUCUGUACAAAGAAAUCUACCUUCCGAUGCGUCACAAUUAAUAAAUUUACUCCCGGUUACUACACAAGGAGUUGGUUGUGACUUAGAAGUGCAAAUGAAUGGAAGAACAAUUUCGUUAUCACAAGAUGCGUUGUGGAAUGCUAGCAUGAUGUUACUUUCACCACAGCAAAGGAUAGUCCCAUACCGAGUUGAUUUAUGGGUGAAACUUUGGGAUAUCUUAGUGCGAAACGCCAAAGGAAAGCAGAGAUUUAAACCUAGUCAAGUUGUAGAGAAAUUAUUAGUAUCAUUGGUUUGUUACAAACCGGAAGCUUUGUCAAGAUCAAGUACACCCAUGUCACCCUGUGCAAGCAUUGCUUUAUCAAGUACAACUGACUUAAGUUCAAUGAAAAGUCAAAGUGAUGCAUUACCGUUUUAUGAAGUGGAAAGUUGCACCGCGAGCAAACAAGAACAUAUUAUUUCUGUGAAUUUGAGAGAACUAAGUAUGCAUUUGUUAAAACAAAGCACCGAGAAUAAAAUGAGUCGCUUCCAAUGGCAAUCACAAACACCAAUGCAUGUACAUGCUGUUGCAACAAGAUAUAUCGCUGCACAAUUAGAGCAAUCCCGACUUUUAUGUCAAAUCUUAUGUAAAGCAGCCACGUUUGAUGCAAGAUAUGAACAUGACAAAGGAUUCGUCUACAUUGAUCAACUACCAGAAGAAAAACGAUAUAUAUUAUUCACAACUCUAGAGAGAUAUUUCCUUGCUGUGGAAGCAAUCGCGUUUCCCCUACCUCUAGGAUUUACAUCGUUUUUUACUUUUCUUGGUUAUAGAACAUUAAAAUUUAAUAUUUUUCUUCAAUAUGUCCACCGUCACGUGUUUGAACUACAAGUGGACGUGAUGAAGAUAAUUAUGGCUGACAUAGAUGACACUAAAGAAGGUGUACAAAAAAAACUUAACCUAUUAUCGUUACUACCGCGUUCUAGAGCAAAACGACUAAUGAACCAAUGGAAUCACCCGAUUAGUCUCAUGAUCAGAGCCAGAGAACACGCCGCUAAUAUUUUAUCAGGUGUAGAAGGGCAAAACGCGACAAGAGUACAUGCUGUACAAAAAAAUAGGAAUCAAUUCGGUUUGACUGCGUUCCCAUCUGCUGAUAGACUAUCGCCAUUAGAUACAUUCUUAGAUUUACUUACAGCUAAGGCAAGUUUGACUGAUUUGGACUUUGGGUUGUUGAUUGAGGCAACCGUUGCUUCCAUGGAGGAGAUUGAUGUUAGCAGUGAUUAAUUUGUAAGCUAUUAAUUUAUUUUAUGGGAUGUUGUGCAAUAUGUAAUAGUAUAAAUCUCCUAGAACAAUUCUACUCCUAAAUAUGAAAUAAACUAUUAUUACGGCUACAAAUUAA
This is a messenger RNA of Dalotia coriaria, 3089 nucleotides long. It is a transcript of the gene pigeon, whose product is annotated as protein pigeon. Bases 290 to 2974 code for a protein of 894 amino acids. Lineage: Eukaryota; Metazoa; Arthropoda; Insecta; Coleoptera; Staphylinidae. Gene Ontology annotation, biological process: positive regulation of amyloid-beta formation. The record is from RefSeq and is a predicted model, not a curated record. The transcript has 9 exons. Gene Ontology annotation, cellular component: trans-Golgi network.